Messenger RNA from Giardia duodenalis, 2967 nucleotides. RefSeq lists its product as uncharacterized. The transcript has a single exon. The record is from RefSeq and is a predicted model, not a curated record. Bases 1 to 2967 code for a protein of 988 amino acids. NCBI's taxonomy places the organism in Eukaryota, Fornicata, Diplomonadida, Hexamitidae.
AUGUUUGAUGUGCACAAAUCGGGCCUUCUACGACUCAAUAGCGGUUGCUUGAAGGUGAAAGAAGCAAUUGAUUUUUUGAGGAAGACUGUGCAAUCGUUAAACAGUGGCGAAACAGUCGAUCCAUCCGGUAUUGUAGAAAGGGUUGAGGACACAUCCAUGCUCACAGACAACAGAGUUACACGUGAACUUCUACGCAUUCUCCUGUUAACAACUGAUAGUUCUUGCAGGCAGGUAAUUAUUGACUAUCUUCUGCGUCACCACAUGCACAUAGACCUGGACCUUCCCAUUCUCGCCCUUCUUCCCCUUUGGAGACCAGAGCACAGGAAUACUCUCUUGACUUUUCUUUCUGCAAUAACAGGAAAUCAACAAGAUAUGACUUUCCUGGCUGUCACAAAUCUCCUAUUGCACUGCGCCUUGGGACAUGAUUCGGCGUACUUACUUACAAGGACCAUCCGUGUUCUGGGUCAGAAUGUCAUUUUAGCCAACUCUAUAGAGACCAGUCUUCUCUUUCAAUUCGCCAAUAUUGAUCGCCGAUCCGCAUCCACAGCUGCAACUGGUUUGAAUAGUCACAGGCCUGUUGGCUCUGAAGCAUCUGCGCAUGGAAAGAAGCGUGCAGACCCACUAUUUAUCACCAUGUCAGCGCUAUUCUGGCAGAUGCUGGAACUCGUUAUCUAUAGAGUGCUGGAACUGUCGGUUCCAGAGCUCGUUGGUAUAAGUGCUUCGUAUGCUAAUAGUUCUUACAUGCCUACAUAUAGCCUCAAUUAUCUGACUUUGCAACCCCUUGAGCAAGGGAAAAAUGGGAAAGCAGCUCCAACCAAUGUCAAGGAAGGCCACAAUCCAAUACUCCACAUCACCGGGACUAAGACAGUCAUCAGUUGGGCAGACUAUGUUUCCUUUUGGGACCAUUUUCUAAGUAAUUCCAACGGUGACCCUAUUGAAAUUUUAAUGGGUACUCUUUCUUCUUUAGUUUUACUUGCACAUAGGCUAGUUUCCCACCCCCAGCUUUAUCCAGAUGUCGUCUCUUCGAAACAGACCGAGCGAUCAAUAUUUUUCUCCCUCGAACUUCUUCUGAUCAUUGCGAGUGUCAGCGAUCGGAUAUUUUCCGGGCUAAACUCUCCAAAACCCCAACUGCACGGACACAGUGCUCGGGCAAAGCCCCCGGAAAACAGCUACAUGACCAUGCUGGCUGGCUUUGAAAAACUGCUUAUCGGCCUUGUACGCAUAGCAAAGAGCUUCCCAGAUAAUGUUCCAGAGGCAUUUGUCGACUGCUAUAAUAGUGUGCUAGUCACAUUCUUCCGUACACUUGCUACGCACAUGAAGUGGACCAAGAACUACACUGAGUCGCGCCACGAGGGGCUAGAUUCUGUCUUUGCGCGUUGCCUUGAAAGGUUUGUUGCUCUUUUCGAUGCGUUUUCUCAGUCUCUUCAUGUGAAAGCAAUAGGCGAAAUUUUUGAAUGCAUAUACGCUUUGAUAAAACCGCUUCCAGAUAGGAUUCUCACUAUCAAUGAGUUGCGCUUAGCGACAGUCAACUUAUAUCUAGUGAUGUUCAAAUAUGAUAUCAAAACGUACGAUUUUGAAAAGCUGAAGGAAAUUGUUGUUGAUCUCACAGGGCUUUCUGACUCAUCUCUUAUUUUCACAACAAAGAUUGGGUUUCUGGGGAAGCAGGGUUCGCUCUAUAGCAGUCUUGAUGAUGCUGUGCUUGAUUGUAUUUUCCCCCUUGACCAUGGAGCAUUUGGUCGUCUUGUUGAUUUGCUCCUGCAGACGUGGAAGCAACACACUUCUGCAUCGUUAAUAGCUAAGCAUAAUUUUCAGUAUCUAACCCUUUCCAUUCUUACCUAUUUCAAUUAUGGAGGCGUGUGUUUGCAAGUCGCAUCCUUUAAGCAAGCCCUCAAUGAGCUUUUAGACAGAGUUAACGGCACGCUCACAGACAAGAGCUCAUCUCACCUCUAUAGCAUGUACGAUGCGAUACAAGCGGUGCUGCAUCCCGGAGUGCAUCUAGCCUCUUCUUGUUUGUCAUCAUAUAGUUCUGAGGAAAACAAAAUGCAAGAAGACUCUACUCUGCCAAAUGCAUCAACGAGUCCACUCGAAGCUUGCUCACGUAAUGUUAUUCGUUCUUUGGUCGACGCUAAAACUUUUGUCCUCUCUAGUCCGACUAAGAAAGAAGUCCACCAGCUUACUGAGGACUUCGUACUGGCUAGCUAUGGACCUGCGAACAAACCAGAUCCGGAUUCUAUUUAUAUACUUCAGCUGUAUGUAGCUCUUCAAGUCAAGUCAAAGUCAAAUUACCCAUUUCUUAGGGACAACCUUUCUAGAACAUCGCUUUACCUUAUUUUGAAGGCCUCUGCAGAGUCGCCUGAACUAAUUUUGCUUUGCUACCAGUGGAAUAAGAUAUAUUCCUACGCAGCUUGGUACUCAGAGCGUGCAGCGACAAUAGUUAAUUUAGGCCAGGGGGCUUUUGAUGGCCCUGCCUCUAGGAACGAGCUAUGUAGGCUAGUUGCAUCCUCGCAGUCUGGGGGCGAAACAAUUGGUCUCAGCGCAGGAGACUUCAGGAUGAUUAAAACUGCUUAUGCGCUAGCCUUGGAAAACCCAUCUGUGUUUGUGUCUCCUGUGGAUAGACUGUUUAUUUAUCUUCUACGUACGGCAGCGAUGUCACCUGACAUCGUCCCUUUGAGUGAGAUUCUUGUCUACAGAACAUUUAAUACUGCUUUAGAGGGGGUCGGGUCGGAGAUUCUUCGCUUGUUCAUGAUAGCCGGUUUGUCAGUAGAUACUCUUCUAACCUACUGCACUUCACAUUUUAAGGAUAAUCCGCUGCUGGUGGCAUUUUGUCUUAUUGCUGUAGUAUAUUCUCUCCAAGUUGCUCCGCGAGCCGUUAAAACCAAGAUUCCACGGACUCAGGGCGUUAUCUUUGCUACGGCGUUUUUGCGAAGAGAUCAAUUAGAGAUACUGCGAGGCCUUGUGAAAGAAUAA